Messenger RNA from Dunckerocampus dactyliophorus (ringed pipefish), 5679 nucleotides. RefSeq names its product leucine-rich repeat-containing G-protein coupled receptor 6 (gene lgr6). The transcript is spliced from 18 exons. Gene Ontology annotation, molecular function: protein binding; protein-hormone receptor activity. The coding region runs from base 391 to 3273 and encodes 960 amino acids. Lineage: Eukaryota; Metazoa; Chordata; Actinopteri; Syngnathiformes; Syngnathidae. The record is from RefSeq and is a predicted model, not a curated record. Gene Ontology annotation, biological process: G protein-coupled receptor signaling pathway. Gene Ontology annotation, cellular component: membrane.
CUCAUGCGCUCCUUCUACAAUAGGUAAGGAGAGGGAGGCAGAAGGAGAAAGAUAUAUGAACAAGAGGGAAAUAGGCAGACAGAGUGCAUUUGUUUUGGGGACUAAAUGAUGAGAAACUAGAGGGUUUUCGAGUAAAAGGGAAUACAAAAGGAAAUUAAGUGGCGGAUAGACAGACAAAGGAAGAGAGAGAUGAGAAGAGGUUGUGGCUGUAGCAAGUGUAGACAUCCUCCUGAAGAAACAGGUUUGUCAGAGUUACAGCACUAAUAAAAAAAAGAGGAAAAAGGCCCAUUUCCCCCCCUCAUCUGACACAACGAACAUCAGAUAGGUCAGAAGAAAGCGACCUUCCAGCAGUCAGUAUAGGUGUGGCUGCAGACAGGUGGACGGUCCGACAUGCUGCAUAUGCUUCUGCUUCUCUGCGUGGCUGACGGAGUUACGGCAUCCACCCCUGGAGUCUGGGCUUAUGGCCGGAUGCAGAACAGGCAGGGAGCAGCAGCCACGCUGUGUCCAACACCGUGCCAGUGUGAGCAAAACGGGAUCUUUGUCAUGGUGGACUGCUCAGAGUUGGGACUGUCGUCUGUGCCAACCGACAUCAGCCCUCUCACCACUUAUCUGGAUCUCAGUAUGAAUAACAUCAGUGAGAUCCAGCCAAGAGCCUUCCAUCGACUGCACCUGUUAACAGAACUGCGAAUCUCUGGGAAUCAGCUGAAAUAUAUCUCAGGCCACUCUCUCCAGGGUCUCCACAACCUUAAAGUUUUAAUGCUGCAAAACAAUCAGCUUGAAAGGCUUCCUGGUGAUGCUGCGUGGGACUUACCCAACCUGCUGUCCCUGCGUCUAGAUGCAAACCUACUGUCUGAAGUUCCUGCUGGUGCCUUUAGAGGAGUGGGGUCUCUAAGGCACCUGUGGCUGGAUGACAACUCCUUGACAGAGAUCCCAGUGAUGGCCCUGGAUGCGCUACCCUCCCUACAGGCCAUGACCCUGGCCCUCAACCAGAUCACGCAUAUUCCAGAUUAUGCAUUUGCCAACCUCUCUGCACUUGUCGUACUACAUCUCCAUAACAACCAGAUCCAGAUCAUGGGUGGGAGAUGUUUUGAAGGUUUACAAAGUUUGGAAACUCUGGAUUUAAAUUACAAUGAUCUCCAGGAGUUCCCUGUGGCGAUCAAGACACUGAGUAAGCUCCAGGAACUGGGCUUCCAUAACAAUAAUAUUAAAGCCAUCCCUGAGAGGGCCUUUGUGGGAAAUCCUCAGCUCCAAACCAUCCAUUUUUAUGAGAACCCUAUCCAGUUUGUGGGAAAAUCUGCUUUCCAGUUCUUACCGAAAUUGCAUACACUUUCCCUUAACAGAGCGACCCUAAUUCAAGAGUUUCCUGACCUGAAAGGAACCACAAGCCUGGAAAUUUUGACACUGACUCAGGCCAGUCUCUCAGCUCUCCCUCUGGAUCUGUGCAAGCAGCUUCCUCGCCUCAGAGUAAUGGAGCUAUCUUACAAUCUGAUACAGGAUCUGCCAAGCUUUUAUCACUGCUCAGAACUACAAGAAAUAGGUCUUCAGCAUAACCAAAUAACAAGGCUAGAGUCCAGCACUUUCCAGCAGCUCACCUCUCUUAGAACGCUUGAUUUGAGUUGGAACAAGAUAGAGUGGAUCCAUGCAGAUGCCUUUGCCUCUUUGAAUUCCUUGGUCAAACUGGACCUGACUGAAAACAGGCUUAGCUCAAUGCCAUCUGUGGGAUUGGGGAGUCUCACUCAUCUCAAACUCAGGGGCAACCCUGCGUUAUACGACACCUUCAUCCCCGAUCACUUCCCUCAUAUGAGGGUGAUCGAGAUGCCUUAUGCCUACCAGUGCUGUGUGUAUGGUUCCUGUGAUAGCUACAAGUCAGCCAACCAAUGGGACACUGAGCAAAGCAACACCGAUAAUGAACUUCUCAAGAGAACUGUGGCCAUUUACCCAAUCCAUGCUGACACACGAUAUGAUCCUGACCUGGAUGAAUUCCAGCUAGAAAUAGAAGAGUCCAAACUUCAGGCCACUGUCCAGUGCACACCCACACCAGGUCCUUUCCGCCCCUGUGACUCUCUUUUGGGAAGCUGGUUGGUUCGUGUUGGGUUAUGGACCAUCUCUCUCGUGGCUCUGCUGGGGAACUCCUUGUUACUCCUUUCUUUAAUCAGUUCACCCUGCUCCAUGUCACCACUGAGAUUCACAGUGGCCUGCAUGGGUGCCUCUAAUCUGCUGACAGGCGUGUGUACAAGCACCCUGGCCCUGAUAGACGUUUUAACAUUGGGAGAGUUUAGCCACUAUGGUGCCCACUGGCAAGGAGGUCCUGGAUGUCAGGUGACGGGAUGGGUGUGGGUGUUUGCCUCUGAGGCAAGUGUGUUGCUGCUGACCCUUGCGGCUGUGCAGUAUGGAGUGAGUGUGACAUGUGCACGCAGCUAUGGAAAAUCAGCUUCCCUCCGGAGUGUACGCACAUCUGCACUUUUCUGUGUCACCCUUUCUUUAGCCCUAGCUUGUUUUCCUCUGUUUGGAAUCGGAGAGUAUGGAUCCUCACCUUUCUGCUUACCGACACCUUUUCCCCCUUUGACCUCUCAGCCACCAUCUGCCUUGAUCUUUCCCUUAGUGCUCAUUAUGAUGAACACCCUGUGCCUGCUCAUAGUAACAUGUUCAUACAUCUGCCUGUACUGGGAAUUACUUAGAGGAGAGUGUGAAGGCCUGUGGGACUGUGCUAUGAUCAAACAUGUUGCCUGGCUAAUAUUCACAAAUGGCCUCCUUUAUGUACCAGUAGCUUUCCUCUCCAUCUGCUUCCUCCUGGGUCUCCUCUCCCUUGGGGAGGAGGUUUUGAAAUCAGUACUUCUGCUUCUUCAGCCACUUCCUGCCUGCCUAAAUCCGUUGAUUUUCCUCCUUUUUACACAACACUUCCCGUAUUUUUUCUGGUCCCGCCCGAAAGCUCCUCCUCAGCUUCGCAGGGAACUCACCUUAGACUCGCUGGUUUCUGUGGAGACAGAGAAGAGCUCCUGCUCCGAGUCUUCAAUACAGGUGUCACUUGCUGAUAUGGAUGCCCUCUGCUGUAGGGUCUCUACUCUCCACACUCAAAUGGAUGCUACUCGAUUUUCCCACUGCUCCUCUGCCUCCUCGGUUCCUCUAAUCACUUGUCAGACAACCAGUACCAGAGAAGAAGAACAAGGGAACCUUGACGAAAAGGGACAUCUAAAGAGUUGUAAUCAAGAUAUUCACAACAAUUGCCCAAAGUAUUGCUUAACCAUGAUUGACUCUGUUGCCCCAAAUCCAUAAACUACUAAGUUACCUGCCUGAAAACCUGGCACAUUACAGGCAUUCACGGGUCUUCGUGUACAGUGUGAAGAUCAGUUCUGGGCCUCAAAGAACAUUACAAGGAUGGAACUCAUGAAAAGCUAAUGAGCGUCUUUUAAAAGGGAAAGUGCAACAAGAAGUUUCCUCUGCAAUAAGGAAGUAAACAUCAGAUUAUGCUUUAUUAUAAACAAAUACUAAACAUUUUAGAACCUAUUCAGACUUGUAUAUCCUCAACAAAGUUCCAGUAAAAGCUGAAAGAUUGUUUAUUAAAAGAAGAACUUAAAGUGGGGUGAACUUAAAAAUAUAUCAAAAACAAAAUUAUAUGUAUAAAUGUUUAUAUUCAAAUAUUACUGAUUCUGGGGCAAACAGUUUAGAAGUUUCUGGUGAAUAUUAAUUUUCUAUGCAUAUUUUCUGACUGGAUAAUAAAGGAUUUAUUGUCACAUCAGGUAAUUAACCAGAUUAAGCUAACAUUUCACAUGUCAGUAAUUUUUAAAUAUGUGAAACAAAUUUAUAGAGUUGGAUAGUUUCUUUCAAAUAACCAACUCCACAAAUAAAAAAUAAACUGACUGGGAUGUAGCUAUUCUAUCUACCAGCAGUGUGUAAAUACAAUGUAACUACCUCUGAACUCGGACUAUAUUGGCUCACUACAGCUUUUAAAUGUUCUUUUUAUGACAAAACACCAAAUACUUUAUAUAUUAAGAUACGAAUGCAGUUUGUUUAACAAAUACAAUCAUAUGUUGCUAUUUAGGUUGUACAUACUACUGUGUAUACAAGUGAAGCAUAUGUUUGAAUAAAAAAUAACUUUAUACUGUACAGCAACCACUCUUCUCACUGCUUUUCAAAAGCAAUUACCACAAAAAGCCAUAGUUUGUAUUAAAAAAAUGUUUUUUAUUAAAACAAACAUGCAUAUACUGUACAUACGUAGCUAUAUCACAGGGUACAUAUGACUAAAUGAAUACCUAAUUAAAAUAAUGCAAAUAAACUGCAAAAUGUAUGUUUCUCAGAAGCAAAGUGUGGCUUUAACCAAGGUGGCUGUUACUACACACAUGUUCUCUUUGCAAGCUUGCCGCUCUCCUGCUGUGCACCAGAAGCUUCUCUUUUGCGUGAUGAUGCAUUCUCCAGUACACUCUUUUGGCUGCUCUCCAAAAUUGUCUAAACAAAGCCAGGGAUGAACUAUUUGGUAUUGUGACUUCCAAAUACAAUGAUCAAAAUAAAAUACAUAUUUAAUCAGAAGAUUAAAUAGUCAACAUUUAAGCAAGUGCAACACUUUAGGUCCAAAUACUGUAUCUGAUACCUCAUCAUAUUAACUUUACCAGUAAAAAAGUGACUAUUUAUGAAAACUCAUAUACAUUUCAGUCGCUUAUAUGGUCAAGGACUUGGAUCUCAUCUAGGUGCAUCUCAAUAAAUUACAAUAUCUUUGAAAAUUGAUUUAUUUCUGCAGUUCAAUUCAAAAAGUGAACCACUUAUAUACUAUAGAUUCAUUACAGAAAGUGAAAUAUUUCAAGAAUGUAUUUCUUAAUUUUGAUGUUUGUAUCUUACCGCCUAUAAAACCCCCAAUACUUCAAUAUUUUAAUCACUAUACCUAAUCAGCAAAUUAACUGAAAAAAACUUUCUGAGCCUUUAACUGGUCUCCUAGCAUGAAUUGAACUCCUGGAAUUAAAUAAUUUUGCACAAUAUUCUAAUUUAUUGAGAUGCAGCUGUAUACCUCCCUAUAUUUGAAAAUGUAUUCCUCAUUAUCCUUUGUGAUGUGGCCACAGUAGAAAUUGCUGAAGAGGUUCUCAUGAUGUACCAAGCUCCCCCCUACUCCACCAUUGUUUCUGUAUCAUCCAUCUAUGUUCUAUCUGUACCACUUGUCCUCAUUAGGGUUAUGGGUGAUGGGGUGGGGUACACUAGUCGCCAGUCAGUCACAAGGCACAUAAUAGACAUUCACACAUUCACACCUAUGGGCAAUUCAGAGUCUCCAAUUUGCAUGUUUUGGGAUGUGGGGAAAAAGCCGGAGUAACCAGAGAAAACCCACACACGCAGGGAACAUGCAAACUCCACACAGAGAUGUUCUGUGAGACUCAAACCCUCGAUCUCCUGAUGGUGAGGCUGACAUGCUUACCACUAGCCCACCGUGCGGCCUUUCUGUAUCACACAGUAUCUGCAGUAAUUACAGGUAAUUAUGUUUCCUCUCACUCCCUUUUUGCCUUCUGAUCUUAUUUUUAUUAUUAGCAGAAGUAGUGAAUGGUUGGGGAGUUAAGUGCUUGCUUAUGUGGAGGUAUGUUGAGUUUCGGUAUUGUAUAAAGAGUAUGGCUCUUCACCAACAUCUAAGUGCCUUACGAAAAUGUGUUUGUUGAUGUGAUUUGACAUUACAAGAAUCAAACUGAAUAAAAGCCUUACCGUGAA